GUUUUUGUGUUGUGUUAAUAAAAAUGAGUGAUUUUUUAUUUCCUGGCGAACGCCUCCUAAAUGAAGUGAUGAGCGAACAUCAGGGAGAGUUGAUGAGGACAGGUAGUCCUAAUAUAAUAUGUUCGGCACUUCCAUCCCAUUGGAGAUCAAAUAAGACACUUCCGGUUUCAUUCAAAGUUGUUGCGUUGUCCGAAGUAUCGGACGGAACUAUAGUGACAAUACGUGCGGGCAAUGAUGAGAACUGGUGUGGAGAACUCCGGAAUGCUUCGGCUAUCAUGAAGAAUCAGGUGGCAAAGUUCAAUGACCUUAGAUUUGUCGGCAGAUCCGGCAGAGGCAAAAGUUUUUCAUUAACCAUAACGUUGAGCACAAAUCCGCCUCAAAUAGGCAUAUAUGCCAAAGCUAUUAAAGUGACAGUCGAUGGUCCCCGAGAGCCCAGAAGCAAACUUAGACAUCAGCAGCAUUUAAGAGCAUUUGCCACUGCUUUUGGACAUCCAAGACAACCAUAUUUUGAUUCCCGAAGUUGUGGUAUUCCUUCCAUUUCAACAAACGAGUGGCGUUUGGCCGCACAGGCGGCAGCCGCACAUGUGGCCAGACUUCCGGUUACAGGUCAGGAAAUAACUCCGGGAUUACAGCUAUCGACUACCAGUGCAGCAACCGAUACAUGGAAUACUAGCUCUGCAUUUACCACACAUUAUGCGACAACUGCUGCCUAUUACAUGACUAAUCAAUCAAAUUGUAGUGAUUUUCAUCAAAACCAAUUGAUUGAUAGCAAUACAACUAUAUAUAACCACAACUCAAGUGCACAUCUUAGUGAUGUUCAUGAGGUUAGACCUAUCACUUGUUCCACAAGUCAUUUGACAAAUGAAAGCAACAGUAGUAGUACUGGUGUUAAUAGUAGUCAUAAUAGUAGUCGACUCUCAGAUCUUAAGCAACGCUGUGAACUGAGUUCUCCAUUAAAAAGCACUUCCGAUAUAACCAAACCAAACACAAACAUAUUAGAUACAAAUAUCAAUCCGUCCUCAUUCACAGCACCCACAUAUCAAAAUACAUGUACUAGUAGUGCAACAACAUAUAUACCAUCCAAUUCAUUGUUAAAUCAUAACUAUUAUGGUCCGACCUGUGGUCCAUCAGGACAGUCACAAUCGCUGUCAUUGUCAUCACUACCCCCACUACCAAGUCUUCCCUCUGGGAAUGGCUCUAAUUUAAUGUCUUCGUUAAUAUAUCCACCUCUGUAUUCAUCAAAUUCAAGUCUACAACAUUUAAUAACUAAUCGCACAAACAAUUUUUUGGUAAUUAUCUAA
This is a messenger RNA of Oppia nitens, 1301 nucleotides long. RefSeq names its product protein lozenge-like. Gene Ontology annotation, molecular function: RNA polymerase II cis-regulatory region sequence-specific DNA binding; ATP binding; DNA-binding transcription factor activity, RNA polymerase II-specific. Gene Ontology annotation, cellular component: nucleus. Bases 24 to 1301 code for a protein of 425 amino acids. NCBI's taxonomy places the organism in Eukaryota, Metazoa, Arthropoda, Arachnida, Sarcoptiformes, Oppiidae. The transcript is spliced from 7 exons. Gene Ontology annotation, biological process: regulation of DNA-templated transcription. The record is from RefSeq and is a predicted model, not a curated record.